Messenger RNA from Ostertagia ostertagi, 882 nucleotides. The record is from the annotation of a GenBank genome assembly. Lineage: Eukaryota; Metazoa; Nematoda; Chromadorea; Rhabditida; Trichostrongylidae.
AUGAUUCUGAAAGGUCUAACCCGAUUCCUUGAAGGUGGAAUACCCCGAUCGGGAACGACUCUGCUGCGUGCAAUGCUCGAUGCACAUCCAGAUGUGCGCUGCGGCGAGGAGACCAGAGUUAUUCCAAGUAUUCUGGCUCUUGUGUCCAAGAUGAAACGCAACACAACGGGAUUGUUUUUAGCAAUUCUUCUUCAGGUUAUAGCUGGCCAUGGUGCUCCAGCUCCCCGUUUGUGUAACAAAGAUCCUUACACACUAAAUGCUGCCACAUACUUGGCGAGGAUUUUCCCAAAUGCUCGUUUUCUCUUCGUUAUUCGAGAUGGCAGAGCUACUGUGCACAGUAUGAUUUCUAGAAAGAUUCCUGUUGAGCGCUUCAAUGUAUCUAGCUAUCGCCAAAGUUUGAAGGCGUGGAACGAAAUCAUAUCAACAAUGGAUGAACAAUGCAGAAAAAUCAGCAUCAAAUGUUUACGGGUUUAUUACGAGCAACUCGUGUUGCAUCCUGAGUCAGAAAUGCGACGCAUUUUGGAAUUCUUAGAACUUCCAUGGAGCCCAAGCGUGUUGCGUCAUGAACACUACAUUGGAAAGAAAAUCAAGCUGUCAAAAAUGGAGUUAAGUUCAGACCAGGUGAUCAAGCCUUUGAACACAGAUGCGUUGUCAAAAUGGGUAGGAGCUAUACCCAAAGAUGUUGUAAAAGAAAUGGAGGCGAUAGCACCGAUGUUGCGGCAGCUGGGUUAUGAUCCAAAUGCGAACCCACCCAACUACGGUAUACCGGACGAGUUGGUGGCAAAGAAAACGGAAGACCUUCAUAAGAAUGGUGAAGAGUGGUACAAAAAGGCGAAGAUGGCUGUAGAUAAUCCGAAUCGAGUCGAUAAACCAAAACACUAA